UGCACCUUCAAUCCGGUAUUCAUCCUCCUGGAGCUACUUUGCGUUGGUGCAUUUUAACGUAACAACGCUGUGAUUGGUUAAAGCUUCCUUUAAAUCGAGAUUCAACCGUGCGAUGGAGACAUAGUCAAUGUCAUUUACGUCAAUGCGAUGUGAUUCUCAAUUAGCUGUUUCGUAUCUGAUCGUCAUUUCGUUUUUAAUCUAGUGCGAGUUAGUUCUCAUACGAAAGAAUAAAAGAACAACGAUGGUGGAAGACGAGAAUAAAUCGUCCGAGGAUAGAAAUCCAAAUGAAAGUGCAACCCAACCUCAAAAUACACAGACGUCAGCUGUCAAAGAGAGAUCUGAAUAUUUUGAGAAAUUGGAAAAAUGGCUGCAGGAGGCGUACGUCUGUCAGAGUGUAGCGGCAAUGUUUCCCUACUACAUUAUGUCGACGCAAAUGUUGAACCCUACACCUGGUGUCAAUCCAUUCCAACAAGUAUCAAGCAACGCUGGUUUUGCAGCAGCGUCAAAUGUACAAGCUAAUGCUGACGUAAACAGUCCUGAAACUAACGAAGGUCUCAGACUAAGGAGACCUCACGAUACUGCCGGAUUACCACGACCACCUGGAGCCGAAGGUUUUGAAUAUCGUAUACCGCCACUUUGGAAGCGGUUUUUCGCUGAGUUCAUUGACUUCAUGGUACUAUUCUUUCUUAAACUUUCCAUUACAUUUAUUGCCGUCGACUUUUUCGAUUUUAUAGAUAUAGAACGAUAUGAUUUAGAUAUGAUACAGAAAAAUCUCCGUAUUGAUUAUGAAAUGGCUCUAGAAAUGACAUCUGGAAUACUGAUCUUGGAGUUGAUUCAUCGUAUCAUUGUGUGCAUUUUCGAGGCACUCUGGCUCCAGCAUGGUAUAAAUGGCUGCAUAGGUGGGGCUACACCAGGUAAAAUUGUAAUGGGAUUACGUGUGGUGCAGUGUCGAAGUAUAACACCUAUAGAAAGACCUGAUGGUUCUGAUUUAGUAUUCAUUACCCCUGGUACAGAUCUAGGAUUCCCAUUAUCUCUUGGUCGAUCGAUAGUGAAGAAUUUGAUCUUAGCAUUUUUGUUUCCUAUUUCCUUUGCCCUGUUCUUCUUCAGGUUCAACAGAACCGGUUACGAUCUUGUUUGUAACUCAAUUGUGAUCGAAUGUCCUUACAGAAAUAGAACAAAUAACAGAGCUCGGCAACAGCAACAGUAAUUGAUGGUGACUCCUCAAAAUUUAAUGGAUUCGAUGGCAGGCAGGAUAUACAUACUGAAAGCUGAAAUAUUUUGCUGUAGAUAACUGAUUUCUUGUUUAUAAUGCUUGAAUGCUUUGUUUAAUUUUUUUUUUUCUAGUACCUUGUCAACGCGUACUAUCCAGCCAAGGUUCACACCUGCGUAUCUCAUAUGUGUAAAUAUGUAAUAAAAUUUAUAAUUAGGCUAUUACAUGAAUUAACAUACACCAUGUUGGGCAUAAACCUACAAAAUGAAUGUAUUCAUCCUAUUGAGACCAAACGAACCAUCGUAACUGAUCAAGUAAAAACUAAAAUAAAAGGAAUUUAUUUUGCUAUACUACUUUAACUCAACGCGAAUAUUUCUAUUUUGUACUAUUGACAUUGAAUUUUAAACUACCACAUAAUGUAAACAUCUUACUUUUAUGUAUGUGAUAAAAGUAUAGAGCGGGAAAUUACAUUUCUAUGGAUAUACACAAAUUCUUCAAUACACAUACACAUCCGGUCAACUUUGUUAAUUCAGAUUUGUGAAUUAAAAUUCAAGAUUUUCUCAAAGUUUCAGGUUUUAUUUUCAGUUUUGAAUAUUGGGAAUCCCGCAUCGAAUAAGAAAGUGGAUAGGUUAAGACUGAAGUUGUAAUAUAUUAUGUUGUAAAAAUGAAAAAAAAUUCCUAUAUAAUGCAUUUACAGAAUUGUUAUUCGAACCGCUGGAUCAGACUACAGAUAAAAACACCGUAGAUAUUGCGGUAAU
Molecule: messenger RNA, 1968 nt
Organism: Diprion similis
Lineage: Eukaryota; Metazoa; Arthropoda; Insecta; Hymenoptera; Diprionidae
Product: protein FAM8A1
Exons: 6
Coding region: 242-1207 (321 amino acids)
Source: RefSeq, a predicted model, not a curated record